Mercenaria mercenaria is the source of this 3079-nucleotide messenger RNA. Its product is annotated as four-jointed box protein 1-like. The record is from RefSeq and is a predicted model, not a curated record. NCBI's taxonomy places the organism in Eukaryota, Metazoa, Mollusca, Bivalvia, Venerida, Veneridae. Gene Ontology annotation, biological process: cell-cell signaling. Bases 99 to 1259 code for a protein of 386 amino acids. The transcript is spliced from 5 exons.
CUGACGCGUUCCCUUCGGCAAUUUUUUUUAGUUAAUCAUGUUUUCGAUUUUAUAGUUGAAUUUACAGUUACAAGCAUAAGAUAGAUAAAUUAACAAAUAUGAAUAGAUCUCGGAUUCUUCAACCUAUAUUUUUUAUAAUCGUUCUUUUCUCGGUACUGGACUUCUAUAGAAACGUUAGAACAAACAGAAAUGAAAAUAGAUCUGUUGUUAACUAUAGUGUGAUUCAAACAAGUAAACGCAGUAAAAUUGGAAAUGUUAAAGGAGACAUCGGACUAAAUGAUUCAAGUCUGACAAAGAAUGGAAUAUUUUGGUCAGACCUAGCCGAAACAUUUGUACCAAAAGGAUUGACACUUAAUGACAGCUUGAAACUUGUGGAGAGGCUUAGAAGCAAAGUUGUGACAUCUCUUACACCGGGUACUGUAACACUGUGCGGAAAUUCUAAAGGCGGAAAAGUCAUUCUAGAAGAUGGAACAAUUAUGUGUGCAAAGUAUAAGAGGAAGUGGCGGUCGGUUUAUGCCGAAGCACUGGCGUACUACUUAUCCCGUCUUCUGCGCUUGGACAACGUACCAGAGGUGAUUCUUGCUUCAACUGACCCCUACUCUGAACGUUGGAAAAGGGUAAACAUAAGUGCCCUUUCUUGGCAAGGAAACGAGACCGUUGCGUUGGUGGCUUGGCAAAGAGACUGCAGGCAUAAGACAAUGAUGCCACAAACAAUUCGAAACGCCUUCCUAAAAGAAGAACCAGUCACAAACAGAACGAUCCAUACCUCAAUUUCUCUCAAGAGAAAUUCCACACUGACAGCUGAGCUUAUUCAAUGGGGAACCAUAAUUAUUUUCGACAAUUUGAUUGGCCAUUAUGAUAGGUUAAUCCAGAUACAUAGAACCGAUCAAUUUAGUGGAACACGUAGUUUACAUAACAGUAUAAUGUCUUCCAAAGGCAAAAUAUGGUUAAUUGACCACGAACGUGCCUUUUUCUACUAUCAGGAAAGAUACAAUAUGCCACCGACGUACUUUUAUAAGACCAUUAUUCCUUUCUAUGAUAAGAUACUCAAAACAAUGUGCGUGUUUCAGUCUUCAUUAGUGGAGAGAUUGCAGAUGCUUUCUGAACAACCCUCGCCCUUUAAAAGCCUUUGGGAUCUUGCAAGUUUACACGAGCCCUUAAUGGAUACAAUACCAAAAGAUCUGCGUUCUGAAGUAUAUGCUAAAUUGUUCAACUUGCGACUCAAGGAAAUAAUGAGUUGGAUUCGACAAUGCAAAUAAAUUUAAGUGGUAAAAAGAAAACAUUUUACCAAUAACUCAUUUUGUCGCUAAACCUUACUUCUCGUCAUAGUGAUAUACAUAAAGGUUCUCAUGUGCAUGUUAAACUUGGGAAAUAGAUUUUAGUUUUGCGUGCUUUGUUGGCAAAUAAAACACUGUCUUGCGUUCAGACGAACGAUAGAAAGUGUUUUAUUUGCAAACAAAGCACGCAAAACUAAAGUUUAUUUCCAUUCUUACACGUUCGAAUUACACCAGGAAGGGAUACUAAUCUGGAAUAAAAUGCGGUUUUUAAUACGAGGGAGUAAAUCGGAAUAGCCAAAAACAGGUCAUUUUGCGAAUCGUGUUCUAAUCGACAAGACAAUACAUGGUAAAAUCCUUCUUUGUUUAUAUAAAAGACAAUCUUAAAAGUGUUAGAAUUACUGUUCGCGAAGGAGUCUGGAAAAUAUGAUUUCUCGCAAGGUUUCUCUUAAGCACUUGACAUAGGAACUGCACUAUUAUAUUGCACAAACAGAAACUUUCAAUUCUGCGACUAGCAAAUAUUAGUAUUUGGGUACGAAAACAAACUGUUCAACUAUACCUCAGUUUACAUUCAGUGAUUUACGAUGCAUUAAAGUUCUGUCCUAGUUAGAAGGUCCGGUCGAGCAGUACUAGUCUAAUGGAGAUAUUAUUUUCAGUUACUUCUGCAGAACCAGCAGUAGGUACCGGUAUAGACUUACAAAGUCUGUUGAGAUAAAGUAAUCUGUAAUUAAAUAAAGUUUAUUCUUUCUUCAUACUGACACUAAUAUUUUCUCAGAAAACCCUAUUCUUUCUAGGCUCGUUUCAACGUUAGAGUCAGAGAUAAGAGAUAUUGUAAAUGUUUUCAGAAAGUGCUAUUUAGGAGGAUUUUAUGACAGGGAUGUUUAUUUUAAAGGACUCUUACGACUGUUGCUAAUCUAGUACUGUAGGUACACGCGUAUACGGACGAGUUAAUGUGUGUAUAGGAACACUUGGAAUUAUAAAAUCAUUUGAUUCAGAAACACUAUACUUGAAAAUGUGUAGUUGACCAAUGCACGCGUAUAUGUAUGUGCAGGUCCAUGUAUGGUAAACCUUAUAAUUUACGCGUGUACGAGUAGAUGUAUAUAUGUGCACGUUUAUUUUACGCAUGCAUACAUAUAUAAGCGUGCUCUUUCGUUUUCUCGGGCACGUAGUAAAAUAUAUACGGCGAAUUGAAAUUUUACAAAUGCCCGUGUAAAUACAAGGGCUUCAAUACAUACGCAUGCACGUACAUAUAUGCGUUUACCGACAUAUUAGCAUGCGCACGUAUAUUAUGUAUACGAAUGUAUGAAUACUUUUAUACGUGCACGUGUUUUUGAAACGUUCGACUGGAAUUAUACACCAUAGAAAAAAUUCUUUGAUUCCAUGUCAUAAAUACCCACAAAGCAAAAAGAUCGUGAGGUUAUGUAAAAUUUAAAAGUAGAAAUAGAUAGCCACUGUUCAGUCCCAAUAAAAUAUCUUUAACGCGCAUGUUAUUACAUUUUGUAAUCGAUUUGUAUAAUACAAUUACAUGUAUAUAGAUUAUGUAUUUAAGGUUGAAAGAAUCUGAGUGGGCCAAUCAAUUUCAAAGAGGAAGUAUUUGCUGAAAAGCACUUCCGAAUAUAACCACAAUGGUUGUAUUGACGCGAACAUAAAUUCUUUAUAAUCCAUUCAAUAUGUAUACAAAUAAAAUCUAAGUAAAAUUUAAACACCUUUGCCGAUAUGAUAAAUAAUGAAUUUACUGUAAUGUUAUAUGUUUAUGGGUCCACCAUAAAUAUGUCAUUCAAACUGAAGUAAAAUAUAUGUUCUGA